Messenger RNA from Mycena indigotica, 1020 nucleotides. RefSeq names its product Hydrolase-4 domain-containing protein. Bases 1 to 1020 code for a protein of 339 amino acids. The transcript has 8 exons. Lineage: Eukaryota; Fungi; Basidiomycota; Agaricomycetes; Agaricales; Mycenaceae. Gene Ontology annotation, cellular component: membrane. The record is from RefSeq and is a predicted model, not a curated record. Gene Ontology annotation, molecular function: palmitoyl-(protein) hydrolase activity.
AUGUAUGGGCGGGAACGAGGCUGUUCGAACUGGCUUAAAUAUGCAGGGCUCUGGACACGGCCCCCAUCUAGCAUGUCCCUAUUCGCAAUCUGGGUUGGCUGGAAGCUCUUGCGACAUGGCCAGAAGUUUGCUCUGUACACAUUGGGUUUCAUCAACACUCGAAGGAUCUAUGACCGGCCGAACGAUUAUGGCCUCAAGUACCAUUGUCUCGGGUUGACAACGGCCGAUGAAGUGCAUCUGGGGUGCUUCUUCGCGAAAUACGCUGCACAAGACGCCUCACGUAUCGAACUCCACGAAAGAGCCUAUAAAACUGAUCUCGGAAUACCGGUGCCAAACUUCGAUGUGGAGCCUGUUGUUGCAAAUGUGAUCGUCUUCCAUGGGAGCACAACGAGCAUCGACACCCAGCCCUAUAUUGACAUGGCGCGCAAACUCAUUCGGAGGAGGUGCAAUGUUUUGCUACUCUCUUACCGCGGAUUUGGAACCUCUUCUGGAACGCCCUCGGAAUCCGGUCUCCAGUUGGAUGCACAAGCUGCUUUGGACUACAUCACCAACAAUCCGUCUCUUUCUGCACUCCCGACGUUCUUGUAUGGCUUCUGCCUGGGCGGCGCGGUAGCGAUUGAUUUGGCGGCACGCAACCCGACCGCCAUCUCGGGAGUCGUUGUCCAAAACACGUUCCUUUCCGUGCCCAGCCUCGUCCGCGACUGGCGAUAUAUCGGAUGGCUUGCCAAACAUCUUGUGACGCAGCGCUGGGACUCCGCGACGAAAGUGCCGUCGAUACCGGCCACGGUGCCGAUGCUCUUUCUCAGCGGGGCCAACGACGAGCUGGUCUCCAAGAAGCACAUGGAGGGCUUGUGGGACAUCCGCAAGGGGGCGACGCCGUCUGAGUUGGACCGCUUCGAGUCGUUUGCGGGCGGGACGCACCUUUAUACGGAGCUUUGUCCGGGAUUCUGGGACAAGAUCGAUAGCUGGAUUAACGCUGUUCUGCCGGUCAGUAAUACGACUCGGGUGACGGCUUUGUAG